AUGUCCCACGACAUCGCCUACCAUGAUGAGGCUAACACGUUCUCCGUCCUUAUUGGUAGCAAGCAAAAUGCAAAUCCCGGACAAUUUAAGGCCGAACAGCCGGCGCCAUGGGAGUACAGAGCAAAACUGGUAAUCAAAGAGUAUCCGAAAUCCAUAGACGAAUUCCUGAAGGUCUUCGUCGCGAGCGAGGAGCGUUGUCCCCACAUCAAAUCCAAAGGCCUCUUCCAAUCUUCGAAUGGAUUCAAAGGCCAAGGGGAUGAUUUUGCUCAACAGCUGGUAGAAGGCCUAAAUGCGAUGUCGUUCGAGUUGCCUGAGGCAAAGGGGUUGGACUUUGUGAACACUGUGGGAGAAACUAUUGUCUUUCGCGAUGAAGACAAUGUCACGCAAGGCCCUGCCUCCUCGCCUGCCAUCGUCGCAUCAUACCCAGGCAUACGUUUUCAAGGUGGACGAGUCCCUAAGUGGCAUCAGAUAUCCAUCGCGUUGCAGGUCAGGCUGCGCAAGGACGAGGAUCCAGUCGGCAGGUACGCAAACAGGGACGAGGAAACUCUGUUUGAGCUUCUGCAGACGGCGCGCAACAUUCUUGUAACAGGCCGCACGCUCUUCGCAUUCGUUGUCGGAAUCUAUGGUAACACUGCACGUAUCUUCCGGGUCGACCGCACCGGGGUGGUUGUAUCACAGUCCUUCAACUAUAUCGUGCGGCCCAACCUCUUUCGCGAGUUCCUGUGGCGCUUUACUCACCCGACGGUGGGCGGUAUGUUUGUCGGUGCAGACCCCUCUGUAUCUUUGCCCACGGAGCAAGACCUCCACUGGGCGCGACAGAUUUUGCAUAAGCAGAAUAUGACGGACGUAUAUCUCGAAGCUAGUCGUUGGGUUGCAAUCGAGAUGCCUGACAAAUCGCGCAAGAAGUUCCUUACCGCCAAACCCGCUUCCAUCUCGCUGGAUCUGUUCGCGCGCGGCACAAAUGUCUGCCUUGUGAUCCAGCAAUCUUCCACCAACGGUAAACUUCAAGUCCUGAAGGAAUCAUGGUGUGAUACUAAACAUGAGCCCGAGAUCAAAUUUUACGAAGAGAUUCGUGUCAGGAACCCCGGUAAACUCUUUGGUGUCGCGGACUUCAUUUGCGGCCAGGAUCUGGGCAAGGCGGAAACCGACCGUCUCGUAGCUCUAGGAACCGCUUCUGGUACUCUGCCUGCGGCUGCUUCUACUCAAAAUGCUGCUCCUCGGCUCACUAUCAGACUUCCGGCUGCUCGAAUCGCGCGUACUAGGAUGCAAACUCGGUCAUCGAAGAACGAUUGUCCCCCACCUCCAGUCGCUCCAGGUCACAACACGGUGGCACAUUGGGAUCACCGUAAGCAUGCUGCAGAUCAUGCCAAUCGGCGUAGCCACAUGCGGCUCCUCUACAAUACAAUCGGCCGAGAACUCACGAAUAUCACAUCUACCAGAGAGCUCGCUGAGGGAAUUCGUGACGCUAUCAAAGGCCAUCGUACCGUCUUCGAGGCCGGGGUGCUGCACCGGGAUAUCAGUGAAGGAAAUGUGAUGAUCGCUGACGGCGAGGAAUUCAAGGGCUUCAUUCAUGAUUUCGACAUGGCCAUGUUGCGGGAGAACGAGCCGGAUAGGUCAGGCGCGAUCUACGUAAGCUUCGUCACAUAUGCACCUACAUUCGCUGAUGUCUGCCUCUAG
This is a messenger RNA of Postia placenta MAD-698-R-SB12, 1677 nucleotides long. RefSeq lists its product as hypothetical. Gene Ontology annotation, molecular function: protein kinase activity. NCBI's taxonomy places the organism in Eukaryota, Fungi, Basidiomycota, Agaricomycetes, Polyporales, Adustoporiaceae. Gene Ontology annotation, biological process: protein phosphorylation. The transcript is spliced from 3 exons. Bases 1 to 1677 code for a protein of 558 amino acids. The record is from RefSeq and is a predicted model, not a curated record.